AGAGACUCAGUGCAUUUUCUUAUGAGAAGAGUACAUUUGUGCGCUGUUCUUGAUACGUAUAUCUUCUGAUAUACAACAAGGGAAAUAUUUACUUAGUGUAAGAUCAUUGAUGCGUUGGCAUCGAGUAUUCAUGUCGUCUGUACAAAAAAUAACUUAAACUAGCGCGAGUGAGUACACAAGUUUACAGCUUAUAGUAAGCAUUUGCUUUUUUGUGAACAAAUCAACGACACUGGUAAAAUACUAACACGUUCUGGUGUUUUCGUGUUGGAUAAAUGGUGUGCUGCGGGAAAAGAAGCCAGCUUUUCAAGUCACAUCGUCGGUCCAUCAAGCCAGCUUUUCAAGUCACAUCGUUGGUCCAUCAAGCCAGCUUUUCAAGUCACAUCGUCGGUCCAUCAAGCCAGCUUUUCAAGUCACAUCGUCGGUCCAUCAAGCCAGCUUUUCAAGUCACAUCGUCGGUCCAUCAAGCCAGCUUUUCAAGUCACAUCGUCGGUCCAUCAAGCCAGCUUUUCAAGUCACAUCGUCGGUCUAUCAAGCCAGCUUAUUAAGUCACAUCGUCGGUCCAUCAAGCCAGAUUUUGAAGUCACAUCGUCGAUCCAUCAAGCCAGCUUUUCAAGUCACAUCGUCGGUCCAUCAAGCCAGCUUUUCAAGUCACAUCGUCGGUCCAUCAAGCCAGCUUUUCAAGUCACAUCGUCGGUCCAUCAAGCCAGCUUUUCAAGUCACAUCGUCGGUCCAUCAAGCCAGCUUUUCAAGUCACAUCGUCGGUCCAUCAAGCCAGCUUUUCAAGUCACAUCGUCGGUCCAUCAAGCCAGCUUUUCAAGUCACAUCGUCGGUCCAUCAAGCCAGCUUUUCAAGUCACAUCGUCGGUCUAUCAAGCCAGCUUUCCAAGUCACAUCGUCGGUCCAUCAAGCCAGCUUUUCAAGUCACAUCGUCGGUCCAUCAAGCCAGCUUUUCAAGUCACAUCGUCGGUCCAUCAAGCCAGCUUUUCAAGUCACAUCGUCGGUCCAUCAAGCCAGCUUUUCAAGUCACAUCGUCGGUCCAUCAAGCCAGCUUUUCAAGUCACAUCGUCGGAACAUCAAGCCAGCUUUUCAAAUCACAUCGUCGGUCCAUCAAGCCAGCUUUUCAAGUCACAUCGUCGGUCCAUCAAGCCAGCUUUCAAAAUUGCUUUGUCAUUCAACUAAUGUAGCUUUCCACAUCCCCCGUCGGCUAAUCAUGCAAGUCAUGCAAAUCAGUUUAUCGGUCCAUCCAGCUAGAGAAACAUAAGGUGCCGGACAAUUAUUAAACAAUUGUCGUCGAUAUGUCAAGUUGAAGUGAAGCUUAUCCCGUCCCUCAGCGUAUCGGCGAUUUAAAAUGGCUACGGCGGUCAAGCAGAAAGACCCCGAUGUUGAUGGUGGUUUUGCUUGGGCAAUCUUGACAGGCUGUUUCCUCAUGUACAUGGUGGUGGUGGGCGGAAUCAAGGCUUACGGCGUUCUCUACACGGAGAUGGUCAGCGUGUACGCUUCCGGUUCAGGGAAUACGGCGUGGAUCGGCAGCACAACGCUCCUUCUGAUGUUUGGACUUGGACCAGUCGCCAACUUGCUCAGCCAACGAUUUACAUUCCGGACGGUCGCUUUCGUCGGCGGACUGUUGGUUGGCCUCGGGUUCGUGACGUCAUCGUUUGUGCCGUCGAUAGAGUACAUGUACCUGACGUUUGGCAUAUGUGCAGGUCUCGGGUACGGCCUAUCCUUCUCGCCAUGUUCCACCAUCAUCAGUUUCUACUUUGAGGAAAAGAGAGCACUUGCCAACGGGGUCGCCGUGUCCGCCAGCGGGGUCGGGGCCCUUGUGUUUCCGUUUAUCUACCAGUUUCUCAUCAAAGAAUUCGGCCUGCAUGGAACAUUCCUGAUUCUCGGGGGCUUCGCGUUGAAUAUCUGUGCAGCCGCAUGCAUUUUCCGACAGCCUCGUCUCCUGUCGCUAGCGAAACAGAAAUCGACCAAACGACAUGUUCACGAACCGGAAGACACUGAUUUGCUUAACGGCGACACGUCACACAAUCAACCCAAAGAUAAAACUGUGUCGCAAAAUUGCUGCACAAAUUUCUUUAGUUUAUUUAAAUUCUCUCUUUUCUGUAAUCCGCUGUUUUCGAUGUACGUUGUCGCGUUUAUAUUGUGUAUGAACGGCUAUGGGAACAAUCUGAUCCUCAUUCCCGCCCACCUAAAGGCGCUAGGAUACGAUAGGGUCAAGAUCGCGCUUGGCAUAUCAGUUAUGGGCGCUUUCGAAGUCGUCGCUAGGAUAUUUUUCGGAUGGUUCGCCGACAAAGGCUACGUCAAGAAACGGACGUUGUUCAUCUUCAACAUGGGUGUUUCUGCCAUUUUCUGCUUCAUCGCUCCAUUGUUUACAAAUUACUACUUUUUCUUGGUCUACGCUGCAAUAAUUGGUACAUUCCCCGGCUCGUUUUGGAGCCUAAUCUCCGUGCUCAUCAUCGACGUGGUGGGUAUGAAAGACUUUACGGCAGCGUUCGGCCUCGUGUCGCUAUGUCUUGCUGUAGGUUCAGCCAUCAGUCAGCCUACCAUAGGAUGGCUACAGGACGCGUCUGGGUCUUGGAACUCGUCCUUCAUACUUACCGGCUGCCUGCUGCUAGCAUCAGCGUUCAUAGUCAUGACGGAGCCGCUCAUAAAGCGGUGCAUGAAACGAAAGAAACUAGAGCGAAACGAGGCAACCGUUGAACUAGUUGCGUCCGAUGGUAACCCGCCAAAAAGGCUGUCAACAGCGAGCCUAGCGAGAGAAAAUGAGGAGAAAGAAAUUCUUGCUGAUGAUGUACCAUUGAAAUCGGAAAGGAUAAGUCCCGUUUAUCGUCCGUACGAACAUCAAAAACCACCGCCAGUUAGUUCUUAUGAGGAUUCGCUGCCGUUCGCGUUCAUCGAUGAUGUGUAGGAACACUUGGUAUCGUAAAAGUAAUACCACACGCGCGCUGUGUGGUGGCGACCAUGAGUUGAAUGCGAGUUGUAUUGUAUUAUUAAAUGGUGCAUAUAACAGCCAAGAGCUCGUGCAAACACAAGUUGCAUCGCAAUACUCAAUAGGGCUUAUAUAAGUUAGUGUAAUCACGAGUGUUAUCACAGCGGCUUUUCCGAUCGACAAAGUGGACACGUGACUUGUAUCGUAUAACCUCGCGUUGACCAUUGGGCACGUUUUACGUGGUGCUGUGAUCGACACCACACAAUAAUAAUUAAUAUGUGUCAGGACACGAAAUGUUAAUGAACUUAGACACACAUUUGCAAACAAUUAUGUAGACGUUUUACUGUAUGGUGUUAAGCUCGUUAAUUCACACAAUACAUGACUUUAAUGCCUAAUUGUUAGACUUCGUAGUUCAGCGAAGUCUGCAUAAUUAAGUCACAGACUUCCUGAAAUUCCUUACUUUAAAUACUUUUGUUAUUGUCGUUCUUCGAAAGGAUAUUACUAAGUUUAUUUACUACAACGACUUUCCUUUGGUCGUCAAGGAUUUUAAGAUUUCAUGAAUUUCACAGGUGCAUCAAGCAUGUACAUAUUUUAUUAAGUGAACAAACAUCUAAUUAUAUACGUUCUUUUUAAUUUGACAUUCUCUUAAAACAAUCCGUUUAGAGAACAUGUGAAUGAGCAUUUAUAAAUUUACUUAAAAACAAAUAUAUUUACAUAAUGUCAGGUUUAAGAACAUAGAAAAGUAAAAAAAUAAAGGCAGCGCAACAUAGUAUUCUCCCUUGAAUGUUUGAAAAGUGACUGUGUACUUAACACGCAUUUCGAUGCGUACACACGCGUUGUAAUUAUAUUUUUCUAUUUUGCACCCAUUGAUAGUUGUUUAAUUUACACGUCCUUUGAUACGGAAAUAAAUUGCUGUAUUGCAACAAAAAGAAACAGCGGCCUCCAUUUGUUGUAAUUGUCGAUAAAUACCUUAAGGCAGACUGACUUUUGUCACGCAUGACAAUUUCUGUUGACACUUGAUAUCAUUAAACUGUGAAACGAACUUUGAUAUGGAAAAGAAAAAAAUAUAUUUGUUUAUUUAAAUAUUUUAAAAAAUUGUUUAGAUGUA
This is a messenger RNA of Dreissena polymorpha, 4036 nucleotides long. Its product is annotated as monocarboxylate transporter 12-like. Lineage: Eukaryota; Metazoa; Mollusca; Bivalvia; Myida; Dreissenidae. Gene Ontology annotation, molecular function: monocarboxylic acid transmembrane transporter activity. Gene Ontology annotation, biological process: monocarboxylic acid transport; transmembrane transport. The transcript has 8 exons. The record is from RefSeq and is a predicted model, not a curated record. Bases 1348 to 2907 code for a protein of 519 amino acids.